This is a messenger RNA of Sorghum bicolor (sorghum), 3986 nucleotides long. RefSeq names its product pentatricopeptide repeat-containing protein At2g17140. Bases 31 to 2631 code for a protein of 866 amino acids. The record is from RefSeq and is a predicted model, not a curated record. Gene Ontology annotation, molecular function: protein binding. The transcript is spliced from 8 exons. NCBI's taxonomy places the organism in Eukaryota, Viridiplantae, Streptophyta, Magnoliopsida, Poales, Poaceae.
CUGCGCACCCCCGCCGGCCGCCACCCUCCCAUGUCCUCCUCCCCUUCCGCCGCCAACCUGCUCGCGCUCCUCCGCCGCAACGCCGCCUCCCCGGCCGUCGCGCUCCGACUCUUCCUCCACCUUUCCUCCGCGGCCUGCCCUCCUCCGCCGCGCUCCACGUCGUUCCUCGCCCGCCUCGUCGCCGAACACCCCGCCGCCGACGCGCUCCUCCCGCUCCUCCACCGCCACAUCCUCUCCUUCCCUGAUCCCUCCCCCCACCUCCUCGCGCUCCUCUCCUGCUCCGACGUCCUCCCGCUGCGCCUCGCCAUCCCCGCCUUCCGCUCCCUCCGCGCGCUCACGUCCGCGCCGCCGCCGACCACCCCCGUCUACAACCGCCUCAUUCUCGCCGCGCUCCGCGAGUCCCGCCUCGACCUUGUCGAGGCGCUCUACAAGGACCUGCUCCUCUCCGGCGCCCAGCCGGACGUCUUCACUCGCAACCUCCUGCUCCAGGCGCUCUGUGACGCCGGCCGCAUGGAGCUCGCCCAGAGGGUGUUUGACGCAAUGCCCGCCAGGAAUGAGUUCAGUUUUGGGAUCCUGGCGCGAGGGUACUGCCGUGCGGGGAGGAGCAUUGAUGCUCUUAAGGUACUCGACGGAAUGCCGAGCAUGAACCUGGUGGUUUGCAACACGGUGGUCGCAGGGUUCUGCAAGGAGGGCCUGGUGGAGGAGGCUGAGAGGCUGGUGGAAAGGAUGCGUGUGCAAGGGCUGGCACCAAACGUUGUCACGUUCAAUGCAAGGAUCUCUGCACUCUGCAAGGCUGGGCGGGUGCUGGACGCUUACAGGAUAUUCCAGGACAUGCAGGAGGAUUGGCAGCAUGGGUUGCCGAGGCCUGAUCAGGUGACUUUUGACGUAAUGUUGAGUGGGUUCUGUGAUGCUGGGUUUGUUGAUGAGGCACGGGUUCUGGUGGAUAUUAUGAGGUGUGGUGGUUUCCUGAGGAGGGUUGAGAGCUACAACCGCUGGUUAUCAGGGUUGGUGAGGAAUGGGAGGGUCGGCGAAGCGCAGGAGCUUCUUAGAGAGAUGGCACAUGAAGGAAUCCAACCUAAUAGCUACACGUACAAUAUUAUUGUCUCUGGGUUGUGCAAGGAGGGCAAGGCGUUUGAUGCGAGGAGAGUAGAGAAUUUCAUUAGGAGCGGUGUGAUGUCCCCAGAUGUUGUGACUUACACUAGUUUGCUCCAUGCCUAUUGCUCAAAGGGCAACAUUGCUGCUGCCAACAGGAUUCUUGAUGAGAUGGCACAGAAAGGGUGCGCACCAAAUUCAUUUACUUACAAUGUUCUGCUGCAGAGUCUGUGGAGAGCUGGUAGGACCACAGAGGCAGAGCGGUUGUUAGAGAGAAUGAAUGAGAAAGGAUACAGUUUGGAUACAGCAGGCUGCAAUAUCAUUAUUGAUGGAUUAUGCAGGAAUAGUAGAUUAGAUGUUGCUAUGGAUAUUGUUGAUGGGAUGUGGGAAGAAGGAAGUGGAGCUCUUGGCCGACUGGGGAAUUCAUUCCUUAGUGUAGUUAGUGAUUCUUCCAUCAGCCAAAGAUGUCUUCCUGAUCAGAUCACAUAUUCUAUUUUGAUUAGUGCAUUGUGCAAAGAAGGCCGGUUUGAUGAAGCCAAGAAGAAAUUACUUGAGAUGAUAGUGAAAGAUAUUUCCCCUGAUUCAGUUAUAUAUGACACUUUUAUUCACGGGUAUUGUAAGCAUGGAAAGACCUCUUUGGCUAUUAAGGUUCUGAGGGACAUGGAAAAGAAAGGUUGCAACCCAAGCACAAGGACAUACAACUUGUUGAUUCGGGGAUUUGAAGAAAAACAUAAAUCAGAAGAAAUCAUGAAACUGAUGAGUGAAAUGAAGGAGAAAGGAAUUUCUCCUAAUGUGAUGACCUACAAUAGCUUGAUAAAGUCUUUUUGUCAACAAGGGAUGGUUAACAAGGCCAUGCCUCUUUUGGAUGAAAUGCUACAAAAUGAAUUAGUUCCUAAUAUAACUUCUUUUGACUUGUUGAUCAAGGCUUAUUGCAAGAUUACAGAUUUCCCUUCAGCGCAGAUGGUUUUUGAUGCUGCUUUGAGAACAUGUGGGCAGAAGGAAGUGCUGUAUUGCUUAAUGUGCACUGAACUCACAACGUAUGGUAAAUGGAUUGAAGCCAAGAACAUUCUAGAAAUGGCACUUGAAAUGAGGGUCUCUAUCCAGAGUUUCCCAUAUAAGCAGAUAAUUUCUGGGCUCUGUGAAGUUGGGGAGGUGGAUCAUGCACAUAGCCUUCUCAAGUUGUUAAUAGCUAAACGACAUUUGUUUGAUCCAGCAGCAUUCAUGCCAGUGAUAGAUGCAUUAGGUGAUAGGGGAAAGAAACAGGAUGUUGAUAUGCUGUCAGCAAAAAUGAUGGAAAUGGCCGACCGUAAUGAUGGUCUUGGAACUGAUUCUGGUAAGAUUACCCCUGGAAGCUGUAAGCAUGAGCAUGACAGGAAUGGUGAAAGUGAUUGGCGUACUCUUUUGCACAGAGAUGACAGUGCCCGCACGAUUAUGAAAAUUACAAAGAGAGUUCGGACAGGAUGGGGUCAAAGAGGCAAUGUAUAUGAGCAUAAGCAGCAACAGAAUGAUGGCUUUUAUGUUGUUGAAAACACUGGUUAAGUGUUAUGUGAUCUUAUCAAACUGUUUAAGUACUGCAGCGCUAUAAUUUUGUGCUGCCAUCUCAGACAGAGCUUUUGUUCUAUCAUGAAUUCUUCAUCACUGUUGGGAGCUCAGCUUAUAUAUAUCUGAGAUUCGCUGUUGAACUAAAUGAAAGGAUAAAUGCUGUACAGAGCUGCACACCCCAUUGAUGUUGUGCCAGAUCAGGAAUUCGGUAAAUGCAGAUAAAUGGACUUACUAUGAUGAAAAGUACAACUCACGCUAUUUACACCAGGAAGCAGCAGGGAGAAGCCUCAAGAAGGCAAAGGACGACGGGGAACACGAGCUCGGCAGAUUUGGGCAUGGAAAUUGCUGGGCUCCCUCCUGACAUCCUUGUGGAGGUGACGGCUAACAUCGCGACAAGGUCUUCGACUCCCCUCGAUGACAUCGUCAACCUCAGGCGAUCGUGUAAGCUGUUCCGCGAUGCGACGGCGGCGAGGAAGGUCGGGCGGUGCAUGGCCGUUCAGAGAGAGUGGAGGCUGCACUGGUGGGACAAGACGAGGUUCCUGUCCGUGCUUCGGCGGUGCGCGGCGAGCGGCAACCCUGAGGCAUCCUACAUCCUCGGACUGGAGUUGUUCUGCAACCGGAGGAGAAAAGCCAGCGCGCUCCGGCACCUCCGCUGCGCCAUGGAGCAUGGCCACGCCGCGGCAGCCUACAUGAUCGGGAUGAUCAUGUUGCACCAGUCGCGCUCGCCGGGCGGCACCGAGCAGGCGCUGGAAUGCCUGGACCGCUUGUCUGCGUCUGCGUCCGCCGGCACCUGGACAAGGCGCAGGGUCGCCUCCGUUCGCAGGGAGGCCUUGUCGGUCAUGCGAAGGCUGACGAUGCGUCGGUGGAGGAUGGCCGAGCCUCCCACGCCCUGCUCGAAUCCGUGGUGCGGCAAGGCAGAGACGGGGUCGGUGGAGGCCUGGGACGACGGCGACGACGAGGAGAGGAGGUUUUGUAGCCGGACGUGUUGGUGGAAACACGAGUAUUGUAAGUUCAUUCAGAAGAUUUGAGAUCGUGUACCAUGGAUAUUUAGGAUGGAGAGAGUAUUGUUAUCAAUGGUUCAAGUUUUUUCUUCUUUCUUUCGAUCAAUACCACAGGCAGCUUGCUCCUCAAAAGGAGGAUUAAAAGGUCUCGAACAGAGAGAGAGAGAGAGUACUUGCAAGGCACGCUGCAUGUGUCACCUUGGCAGAACUGUUCGCUAAUUUGUUGUAAGAAAAAAAAUACUGCUGAACAACUGAUAAACUCAAGCGAACACAUGAAGUAGCCACCUAAAAUGCCCUUGAGGACUUUUUCCCCUUUUGAAAGGAAGAGUCACAGUACAGCAAUUUGAGUGA